UUCGCCCGUCGUUUCGGCCCGGAGGAACCACCUGCCCGCCCGGUACGCCGGGGAGGCAGACGACGGCAAGGCCCGGCUGCCCCUAAGGCGAGAGGCUCCACAAGAUGGCGAGCGCGGGCGCCCGCGCCCUGCCCAAGAUGGCGGCGGGCGGUCCAGCGCGGCGGGCGGCGGGAGCGCGGGGUCGGAGCCGCACGGAGCCCCACGGCCCGGCGCUGCCAGGGCGGCGGCGGCGGCCUCCCGGGCGCAGUGCGAAGGGGUCCCCGGAGGACGGGCGCCCGGCAACCGCCUCUGCUGAGCCCGCGAGGGAAGCGCCAGCAGCGGCCCGCCGCCAGGAGCGGGGCGGCCCCCGGAGGCCGAGCCCGUCGUCUUUACACAAAGUGGCUGACAGACGACCCUCAAAGAGGCUAAAAUGUGAAAAACACAGUCUAGUAAAAUCAGAACUAGAAGGACUUGCAUGUGGAAGUGCUGCGUUAGGGGAAACACCUAAAACACCUGAUGGGGAUCGAUGCUCAGAAGGUCCGGCAGACUGCAAUAUAAUUCAGCAGGAAAAAGGUGAAAGCAUUCCAGAGAUGAAGAAAGAGAAACAGGAAAAGGAGCCUAAUGUUUCUCUCAAGCCAUGUGCAGUGAAAUCAAGCAGUGCUACACCAAAACCGGACAGCGAUGAAAACCUGCAUGAUCAUGUCUGCAGCAAAGAGGAGAGCAGCUGUGAGAGUGUCCUUUCCGAUGGGUCCAGCUUGGAGGAUGGAGAUCUCCCGAAGAAGCCGAUACAACUAGACAAUAGUGCUUUCUUGGAUGAAGACAGCAACCAGCCGAUGCCAGUGGACCGAUUCUUUGGAGAUGUCGAGUUUAUACAGGAUCUCCCACCAGUUGCACUCCCAAGCACAACGAUGAGCAGGCGAGAAUUCAGGCGGCUACAUUUCAUUGCAAAGGAAGAUGAGGAGGAGGAGGAAGAGGAUGUUGUCUAACAACAAACUGUAAACAAACGAAACCUUUUUUCUUUUUCUUUGCAACCACGUAAUGAUGGUUGGUUAUGUCACUAACAUAAGGUGUCUGCGUUUGCCUUUUCUCAGAGAAAGAAGAACUGGUAGAGUUUGUUUUUCUGGAAUUGGCAGAUACAGUAUUCUCCCGUGGUUAUCUGAGGCAAAGAUUCACUCAGUUUUCAGUGAUUUGGAAAUAAAUCAUAAUUUAUCAUUUUAUCAUUAAUAUUUAGGUAAAAACAGGGAAAAUAGAAGUUCUUACUGCUUUUUUAUAAUUUGAGCCCAUAUCUAGGGUGAACACUUGGUCUCACUCCUUUUUAAAAAUAGCCAAGAAAACUGUCUUCGAACACGGUCCUCUUCUAGUUCUGCGUUGUCUGCCAUUGUGUCGUGCAGUUCGAAUGCGGGCAGUUGACUACGCAGUACGAAGAGGCACACUGGGCUCUCUCGUGCAAGUUGUGUUGCAUUGUUUACAUCUAAACCAGAACCAAUUACACCUCUAAAAUGCAGUUCUGGAUGUCAGUGUGAGCUCAGUGGUGUUAAACUCUGCAAGUUAGUAUGCUUUUAUUGCUGUCAGUUCUCUGAACGACCACCACGCAAAGCGGGCUGCUUCCCUCUGCCACCAGAGCAGCCGUAAGCAUUGCCUUUUGUAAUAGCUGUGUAAUCAGCUCCUGCAGUAUUUCCAGUUGAAUUCCAUGGGUUCCGAGUAGGAAUUUUGUAAACAAAUGCAGUGGUGGUGAUAAAGGAUCUCACAGUGUUGGACGUGAUCGGUAGAUGAAUGAAUAUUGACUGCUAAGGAUAUGGGUCAGUCCACUGAAUUUGUUAUUUUGGACUGCAUUUUUAGAAAAUAAUGAGCAACCUCAGAUGAUUUCAGGAACUGUUAACUCACCCAAUGUUUAUGAUAAUACUUCUUUGAAAGUGUGAUUAUGCAAUAACCUUACAGAUCUUUAUUGUUAUAAAUAGUUUCUUCUGCAUUUCUAAAAAUAUAGAGAAAAUGUUAUCGGCA
Molecule: messenger RNA, 1980 nt
Organism: Chroicocephalus ridibundus (black-headed gull)
Lineage: Eukaryota; Metazoa; Chordata; Aves; Charadriiformes; Laridae
Gene: C16H1orf174
Product: chromosome 16 C1orf174 homolog
Exons: 3
Coding region: 105-965 (286 amino acids)
Source: RefSeq, a predicted model, not a curated record